AUGGCGGGCGUUCAAGCGACACUGACACGAUUUAUUCUUAACCCAGCGAAUCAUGAUGUCCUCGCUCUAGUCAAAGGUGCCCGCAAUGGGUUGGUCUACGGCACCAAGAUCCGUUUCCCACACGCGCUUGUCAUGACAUUCCUUUUCGGAUCAGGCACCCCAAGCCAAAAAAUGAACAAAAUUUUGCAGGCGACUCGGCAACAUGCGACACGCCUUGCCUUAUACGUGCUCAUUUACAAGUCAUUUUUAUUGGUGCAGCGUGAUAUGUUUAGUACCGGCAAAGAUAAAGGCAAAAACACGGGCAUCCAAGUGUUUCUCGCUGGCUUUGUCGGCGGCUGGUACAUGUUUGGCGAGCGGACGCCGGUGAACGAGCAGAUUGUGCUGUACUGUGUCGGCCGCUGCAUUGCGUCGCUUUUGCCGCGUGAGCCUGUGCCGCCGAACUACCCCGCCAACAAAGUCAUUCCCAUUAACAACAACGCACACCGAAUCUUUGCUGCGCUUGUGUGGGGAUGGGUUAUGUGGCUCUUUAUGUUCCGUCGCCAGAAACUCAACGGAGGUCUUGUCAACAGUAUGGACUGUGCGUAUUAUUUGUGGUAUGAGACUGACACCUAG
Messenger RNA from Malassezia vespertilionis, 612 nucleotides. RefSeq lists its product as uncharacterized. Gene Ontology annotation, cellular component: peroxisomal membrane. The record is from RefSeq and is a predicted model, not a curated record. The transcript has a single exon. The coding region runs from base 1 to 612 and encodes 203 amino acids. NCBI's taxonomy places the organism in Eukaryota, Fungi, Basidiomycota, Malasseziomycetes, Malasseziales, Malasseziaceae.